ACAACCGGAGAUUGUGUGGCUGAAAUGCCCACCGUGCACAGUACGGAAAAAACACAAACACGCAGAACACCGUGGGAACACAAUCAUGGUGUAAAUAUUCAAGCUGUUUGGUGCCAAAAGUCGCCGAACAUUUCUUUUGUAGCUGAGAAGGAAUGAGCCUUUCUACAGUGGUAAAUUACGCCGCGAUUUUGGUGAGAACGUGGUGGAAAUGCGGACAAAACACUGCUUUGCUCUUUGAUUAUAUCGUGUCGGCCCAAUCGGGAAAGUCUCGCGGACCGGUGAGAAAGGAAGAAAAAGGAAGAAUUAAAACAAAACCAUAAAAUCAAUAGUCUCUUUAUCAUAAAUGGCAGAUUUGGCUGAUAAACCUAGAUCUGAGCUAUCUGAGCUUGAAUUACAACAGCUCGAAGAAUACGAGUUCAGCAAUGGGCCAAUGUCGUUGCUCAAAGAAGCAGUCGAGACUCAUUCACCAGUUAUCAUCAGUUGCAGAAACAAUCACAAAUUGAUAGCCAGAAUCAAAGCAUUCGAUAGGCACACAAACAUGGUCCUAGAAAACGUCAAAGAACUAUGGACAGAGAUUCCAAGAAACAGCCAUGGUAAAAAAUUGAAGCCCAUUUCAAAAGAGAGGUUUGUAAGUAAAAUGUUUCUCAGAGGCGAUUCAGUAAUAGUGGUCUUUAAAGCUCCAGUUGUUUAAUUUUUUUUGAAUGAUUCACAAUCAAUCACCAUUACACAUCUCUCUGGGCACUGAUAUACCUUCUCUCUCAACAGGGACUUUCUUUUUGGCAAGCAAUUGAGUACAACCACACCAAACCUGUUCAGGUCAUUUAUCUCCACUCCUCUUCAGACACAUUUGCUUUGUUUAUACACAUUUAAUUCAUAUUUAAAUAGUUUAGCUACUUUGUAGUUUCUACUCCCUGCCAUCACAUAUUGGUAUAUUCAGAUAUAAAUCAGCUACUCAAUCAGCUACUCAAUCAACUAUCAACUUGGAACUUACUCAAAAUGAUGAUCGAAUCGAAUCUCAUGAAGCACUUGCUCUCCA
Ascoidea rubescens DSM 1968 is the source of this 1036-nucleotide messenger RNA. RefSeq names its product mRNA splicing protein SMD2 (gene SMD2). Gene Ontology annotation, molecular function: RNA binding. Gene Ontology annotation, biological process: RNA splicing; spliceosomal snRNP assembly. The record is from RefSeq and is a predicted model, not a curated record. Lineage: Eukaryota; Fungi; Ascomycota; Saccharomycetes; Ascoideales; Ascoideaceae. The coding region runs from base 344 to 691 and encodes 115 amino acids. The transcript has 2 exons. Gene Ontology annotation, cellular component: catalytic step 2 spliceosome; U1 snRNP; U5 snRNP.